UAUACCUCGUCGCCAAGGCCCACUAAAAUGAAGGAAGCCACCCUUUUUGAAUGGAAAAGUCAAAGAAAAACCGUGGAAAGUAUUGCCUAUGACUACCCACUAUUUCAAUCCAAAACCCACACCGUCAGUACCUAGAAAAAUGCAGUUGUAUGCUCUUUUGGCGUUAAGUACUCUAGCAAUACUCUUGCUAGGAGUCACCGCUCAACAGUGCGGAAGACAAGCAGGAGGUGCUCUAUGCGCAAAUGGACUGUGUUGCAGCCAAUUUGGGUGGUGUGGCAACACGCCUGAGUAUUGUGGAACUGGCUGCCAGAGCCAGUGUAGUGGUGGCGGCUCGACCCCAACCCCUACCCCUAGUGGCGGCAAUGAUGUUGCCAGCAUAAUCACUCCAGUUCUUUUUGAUCAAAUGUUGAAGUAUCGGAAUGAUGGAAGAUGUCCCAGCAAUGGAUUCUAUACUUACGAUGCUUUCAUUGCUGCUGCUCGAUCUUUUAAUGGAUUUGGCACAACCGGAGACCUGACAACUCGAAAGAGGGAACUCGCAGCUUUCUUGGGUCAAACCUCUCAUGAAACAACAGGAGGAUGGGCAAGUGCACCAGAUGGCCCGUAUGCAUGGGGAUAUUGUUUUAUAAGGGAACAAGGCAACCCUGGAGCUUAUUGUAGUUCCAGCGCCUGGCCUUGUCCUCCUGGUAGACAAUAUUAUGGACGAGGACCCAUCCAACUGACUCACAACUACAACUAUGGGCAAGCUGGAAAUGCCAUUGGAGUAGACCUCAUAAACAAUCCGGACCUUUUAGCCACGAACCCAACUAUAUCUUUCAGGACAGCCAUAUGGUUCUGGAUGACCCCGCAGGGAAACAAGCCCUCAAGCCAUAACGUAAUCAUUGGGCAAUGGACACCGUCUGAUGCAGACAGGGCAGCAGGGCGGCUCCCUGGCUAUGGUGUCAUCACAAACAUAAUCAACGGUGGGCUUGAGUGCGGUCGUGGUCCUGAUAGCAGGGUGGCUGAUAGGAUUGGUUUCUUUAGUAGGUACUGUGACAUAUUGGGUGUAAGCUACGCAAGCAACUUGGAUUGCUAUAACCAAAGGCCUUUUGCAUAGAUCGGCGGGCCAGAACUCCAUACGAGAAUAAAUUAAUAAAGUAGUUGAAGACUAUAAAGAGAUCCAUAACCAAUUUAGUGGGGAAGUAUUAAUGUAAUCCUAUACAUAUUUAGUGGGAAAUUUCUCAUCAAAUAAAAAGAGUUUCUAAUUCUCCGGAAUUUCUCGUCCAGUACUCCUAUUACUUGUCCUUAAAGAAAAGGAAUUAGAAGAAGAAACAGUAUUGUCCAGUACUCCUCUUCUCAUUUAUGAUUUUAGA
Durio zibethinus is the source of this 1349-nucleotide messenger RNA. Lineage: Eukaryota; Viridiplantae; Streptophyta; Magnoliopsida; Malvales; Malvaceae. The record is from RefSeq and is a predicted model, not a curated record.